AUGGCUUCUUCCAGCAGCAACGAGACCAAGCUCAGCAAAGAUGCUGCCACCCUCCGCCUCGAGGCCCAGACCGAUGCCGCCCUGCGCGCCAGGGAGGACGAGAGCGCCCAGAAGCACGCCCUCGCAAUAUUAGCCGAGCACAUGCUGCAGCCGGCGACGCUACACACCUUUGAGAUCCACGGCGCCCGCAAUACGCGGAAGUCGUUUUUGGACCCCAUCUUCCAGUCGCUCGUCGACGACUCGCGCAACGUGGGAACGACGCUCGGCGACGUGUUUGCCGACGUGCAGGAGGCCGUGGGCAAGCUCGAGCGCUUCGGCAUCUUCAAGCCCGACCCGACGGUCCAUUUUGCCGACGCCCGCCAGCGCGACCCGGCCGCCGCGGCCACCGACUACGACAUUGCCGUGCGCGUCUCGGAGCUGCCGCGGUUCCGACUCAACACGGGCACCGACCUCGGCAACACGGAGGGCUCGGCCUACGGCAACCUGCUGUGGCGCAACAUCUUUGGCGGCGCCGAGUCGCUGUCGCUCAACGCCAGUGCCGGCACGCGCACGCGGUCUGCCUACAGUGCCGUGCUGUCGGCGCCGCUCGAGGGCAACCCAGACGUGCGGCUGUCGCUCGAGGGCCUGGCGUCGGCGACGCAGAAGCCCUGGGCCAGCCACGAGGAGGUGCUCAAGGGCGGCACCGUGCGGCUGGGCUGGCGCGUGCCCGCGACGGGCGACCUGCACAGCGUGGCGUACGGCUCGUCAUGGCGCCAGCUGACGGGCCUCGGCGCCACUGCGUCGCCCACGGUGCGCCGCGACGCCGGCGACAGCCUCAAGAGCAGCCUGAGCCACACGUUCACGCGUGAUCGCCGCGACAACCCGCUGCUGCCCCAGAGCGGCUACCUCGUGCGGACGGCCUCGGAGCUGGCCGGAUGGGGCCCACUGGGCGGCGAUGUCGCCUUCGCCAAGGCCGAGGCCGAGUUCUCGGGUGCCGUUCCCCUCGUUUUCCCCAACGUCAAGGCCGCUUCCUCCACGUCCUCAGCUUCUUCUUCCGCCUCCUCCACACUCGCCUCGACCCUGGCGCCCUCCUCCCCAAUAGCAACGACCUCGUCUGGCACGGACUGCGGCAUCACCGUCGGCGCCGGUUUCCGCGCCGGUCUGCUGUAUCCGCUGCCCUUUGGCUACAAUCUCUUUGGCAGCGGUGCCGCUCCCAGCCGCAUCAACGACCGGUUCCUGCUCGGUGGCCCCACCGACGUGCGCGGCUUCACCCAGGGCGGCCUGGGCCCGCACGACGGCAGCGAUGCUGUGGGCGGCGACGUCUUUGCCGCCGGCGGCGUGAACGUGCUGGUGCCCAUCACCAAGGCCGGCCGCGACUCGCCGCUGCGUCUGCAGCUGUUUGCCAACAGCGGCCGUCUGGUGGCCCUGCGGACGAAGAAGCAGCCCAAGUCGCAGGCUGCAUCAGCAUCGGACGACACCGAGGGCGCAGCGCCACAACAACCAGCCGGCCAGACGUCCAGCCAGGUUGCCCAGAGCGUGUCGGCUGCCCUCCAGGACCUAACGACGGGCCUGCCAAGCACGGCCGUGGGAGUUGGUCUGGUGUACGCGCACCCCGUGGCGCGCUUCGAGCUCAACUUUAGCCUGCCCCUGGUGAUGCGCCGCGGCGAGGACAGCCGCAAGGGUCUGCAGGUGGGUGUGGGAAUCAACUUCAUGUAA
Messenger RNA from Sporothrix brasiliensis 5110, 1695 nucleotides. RefSeq lists its product as uncharacterized. Gene Ontology annotation, biological process: protein insertion into mitochondrial outer membrane. The coding region runs from base 1 to 1695 and encodes 564 amino acids. The record is from RefSeq and is a predicted model, not a curated record. Gene Ontology annotation, cellular component: outer membrane; SAM complex. The transcript has 2 exons. Lineage: Eukaryota; Fungi; Ascomycota; Sordariomycetes; Ophiostomatales; Ophiostomataceae.